Cicer arietinum (chickpea) is the source of this 1215-nucleotide messenger RNA. The record is from RefSeq and is a predicted model, not a curated record. NCBI's taxonomy places the organism in Eukaryota, Viridiplantae, Streptophyta, Magnoliopsida, Fabales, Fabaceae.
GUUUCUAUGAUAAGACUAAUAGCCCUAAGCCUACUAUUAGAAAUGUAUAUCAGAGGGGAAAUAGGAGAGUUUGGUUGAAAACUUCCUAAUGUAACACAUGUCUAAAAGUUAGUUAGGCAGUUAGUGGUUGAAAACUUCCUAAUGUAACACGUGUCUAAAAGUUAGUUAGGCAGUUAGGGAAUAAAUGAACUAUAAGAAGGAAUAGCUGUUAGAAGUUGAGGCAGUUUUGGGUGUUAACAGAAUUUCUGGUUGUGGAACCAGCAAGGUCGUGGGACCUAUUGUAACCAUUCUUCUUCUAUUCAAUUCAAUAAAAUUCUUUUUGUUCUUCCUAGCAGAAUCACUCUGAUUCUGAUUAGGUUGACUGAUUCAUUGUUCAAUUCCCUUUCUUUGUUAAUUCCAGUGGUUGUAUCACUGGUAUCAGAGCACCGUUUCUGGUGCCUGAGGGAGUGGAUCCACCACCAACCAAUCGCUGCCGCAAUCGUCUAUGGUCUCUACCAGAAGAAUGGCACGAAACGAUGAGAGUUGGACUCAAGAGAUGGAGGAGCUGAAGCAAGAUCGCGAGAGAAUGAGAUUGCGAUUGGAGCUUAACGAAGCUCGAAUGCAGAAAACCGAAGAGCUGUUAUCGGCGAUAGCCAACAAAUUGGGGAUAAACGGAAAUGGACACUCGCGGGAGGGUGGAAGCGAAAGUGAGAAUGAAGGAGAGAGUCAUCAGCGGAGUCUGAAUCCAAAUUGUUGGAGAAGAUUGGAAAUCCCUAUUUUUUUUGGGGACGACGCGUACGGGUGGAUCCAAAAAUUGGAGCGGUACUUUGCAAUUAGAGGCGUGACAGCAGAGGAGAAGAUGCAAGCCACAAUCAUUUCCUUGGAGGGCAAAGCUCUUAGUUGGUAUCAAUGGUGGGAAGGUUGCAACCCUAAUCCAACUUGCUGAAGUGAAAUUGUAUGAUUUGGCUACUCUGUCAGAAUUAAUUCAAAAAGCUAUAUUAGUGGAACAGAAGAAUCUGGUGUUAUUAAAGAAGAAUAGUGGAACAUAAUCUAGAUCCUAUAGCUCAUAUAAACCAAAUUCUUAUAGUAAGAUGGUGACCCUGGAACCCCAGACUGCAGUAAAUAAACAGAGAGAGGGCUCUUCCAUGGGCAGUGUGAAUAAUACCAUCAGACCAAACUUAGAUGCGGAAAGUUCUAGAACAAGAGGAGAUUAUAAAAAACUGUCCAGUGUUGAGA